This is a messenger RNA of Alligator mississippiensis (American alligator), 4813 nucleotides long. RefSeq names its product RING1 and YY1 binding protein (gene RYBP). The record is from RefSeq and is a predicted model, not a curated record. The transcript is spliced from 5 exons. Gene Ontology annotation, molecular function: transcription coregulator activity; DNA binding. Gene Ontology annotation, biological process: positive regulation of DNA-templated transcription. Lineage: Eukaryota; Metazoa; Chordata; Crocodylia; Alligatoridae. Gene Ontology annotation, cellular component: nucleus. The coding region runs from base 118 to 798 and encodes 226 amino acids.
GCGGGCGGGGAGGGAGCGGGGCCGCGCGGCGCUGCCGAGUCGGGAGCGGGGCCGAGCAGCUGCCGGGAGCCAGCGCCCUUCGCGUCGUCGCCGAGCCGCGCUCGCCCGCCCGCCAGCAUGGGCGACAAGAAGAGCCCCACCAGGCCGAAGAGGCAAGCGAAGCCCGCCGCCGACGAGGGAUUUUGGGAUUGUAGCGUCUGCACCUUCCGCAACAGCGCCGAAGCCUUCAAAUGCAGCAUCUGCGACGUCAGGAAAGGCACCUCCACCAGAAAGCCUAGAAUAAACUCACAGUUGGUGGCACAACAAGUUGCUCAGCAAUAUGCGACCCCACCGCCACCUAAAAAGGAAAAGAAAGAAAAAGUGGAAAAGCAAGACAAAGAAAAACCUGACAAGGAAAAAGAAAUCAGUCCAAGUGUUACAAAGAAGAACAACACCAAGAAGACUAAACCAAAGUCAGAUAUUGUGAAAGAUCCUCCUAGUGAAGCAAACAGUAUACAGUCUGGGAAUACAACAACAAAGACCAGCGACUCAAAUCACACUUCAAGACCCAGACUGAAAAAUGUGGACAGAAGUACUGCACAGCAGCUGGCAGUCACAGUAGGGAACGUCACAGUGAUUAUCACAGACUUUAAAGAAAAGACUCGCUCCUCUUCCACAUCCUCAUCUACAGUGACCUCCAGUGCAGGAUCAGAACAACAGAAUCAGAGCAGCUCUGGCUCUGAGAGCACAGACAAGGGCUCGUCCCGCUCCUCCACACCCAAGGGGGACAUGUCAGCAGUCAACGAUGAAUCUUUCUGAAAAUUGCACAUGGAGUUGUGGAAAACUAUGAAUCAGGGUAUGAAAUUCAAACACUCCACCUGCCCAUGCUGUUUAAAUCCUGGAGAGCCUCUUCUGUGCUUGAACAUACACUUUCUUGGACAUCGACCUCUUACUGAUGCAACCAGGAUAAUUUCUGCUUGCCAUGGGCAUCUGGCCACCAAGGAAUUUCGCACCCUGACGAUUACUCUUGACACUUUUAUGUAUUCCAUUGUUUUAUAUGAUUUUCCUAACAAUCAUUUAUAAUUGGAUGUGCUCCUGAAUCUACUUUUUUAUAAUAUCUGCUGUGCACAAUUUUCCAUGAACAUUACAACCUUUUGUUUUUGGAGUGGGGGGGAGGGCAGGGGAAGGGGGCUUUAUUUAUUGCAUUCACAAACUCCAUCCUCUUUUUCAGCAUAUCCUUUAAGUUCAGUUCUUCCUCCAGUUAUACUGUGUACUAUCAGUUUUGAUAUAAAUUAUAUAUAAAUAUAUAUAUAAAUAAAUAUAUAUAAAGGGUUAUUUGAAACCAAUACAUGGAAACGCUGGUGCUUGAAACACUGUGAAGCGAAACAAUAAUAUUGAACAGUAAAGAUCUGGGACAGUCCCCUUCUGUGAAAGUGCUGAAGCUGAAAUGGAACCGGUCUGAGAUGGGAAGUGUAUUCCUGAAGGUUUGAAUCUAGAUGGGACCCGAAUUUUAUUUUAUUUUUUUUUUUGUUCCUUUCCCCAUCCCCUCCUUCCCCCUCCUCCCCAUGCUUUGGCUGGACAAAUAGUUUUGAUCUUCUGGUUUGUUUAUUUUUUAUAUGAGUGUUGUGAUUUGUUGUUGGAAGACUGCUCCAGAUAGCACACAUUCCCGGUAGGAUAACUCAGACUGACAAAUCACAAGUUCACGUCUUGAUUCAAGUGGGUGCAUUCAAAACUAAGCUGAAUGCCACAGUUUCAUGCGUAUGCUGGUAACCUGUUUUAUUUCACUAUCUUUUUGCAUAGCCAGUUGCACAAAAAUACAACGUUGUGUAAUUUUGAUGAAUUCCAUCCAUUUUUCCAGACCUGCAUCGUUAACUGCGGUAACUUUAAAAGUCUGUGGAGUAGCUUUUUGCGUUAGGAUUCAAGGCAAGAGAGAACUGUAGGGCCAGAAGCCUUUUUGGGGGGCUGAUGUAAGAAAUGGUUACUUGUUCCCAUCUGUUGUUUCAUGGUUCUUCCUUGAUCCAACCCUUUCAUGUCUGUCUCCUUCCAUGUUGUUACGGGGAUUAUUUUGUGUUUGAAUUGGGUUUGGAUUCCAAGAGUGACUUCUGAACAGCGGAUCAUCCAGUGACGACAUGUGAGGUUUGUCAGUGUUGGGACAUGUUUAGCUGUCCUGCUGUGGGAGCUAAAGUUGUGAAAAGCUUUCGGGCUGGCAAGUGAGCAACAAGUGCAGCUCAGACGGAUGGCCAGUAUCUCUUUCAUUCUAGCUCUAAAGCUAUUCAGACUGCAUUUCUUGGUCUGUUAGCCUUGCUUUAUAGUUUUCCUUCUAGGUGUUAGCCUGCUAGAACACUAGUCUGAAGAGGUGAAACAAAUAUCGUUUGCUUUAUUUUUAAACUUUUGGAGCUCUUUUGGCUUUUUAUCCUUAUUUGUGUGGCUCCAGAGUGCUUGGCAGUAAUUUCAGGCACAGAGUCUGUGGCUUUAUUCAACAGCAUUGGGAUACCCUUUUUUGGGUGCCAUGUUUGGAAAGAGGGCCAUUUAAUAGUAACCUGGUGCUAGCUUCUUCCAUUGCGAAUUAUUAGCUUGGCAAAAAUCAUUUCUGUAUGUGGAGGCAACUGAGCUAAAUUUUUGUUUUCAGAUCAGCGUGGUUUUGAGUAGCAGACAUAGGUUCCUUUCACACGUACGAUCAAAGUAUUCUGUACUUAACUAAUUCAUUACAAGCUGUGCUUGAAGGUGUAUGGUAAAAAGCAGGGCCUUUGCAACUGCAUUUUUUAUUGUGAACACCUUAACAUGGACACCCCCAUUUAAUUCUGCUUAUAUUGGAAAUAUAGGCUGUAUUUACCUUUAUAAACAACAUUUUUAAAGUAUUUAUUAAAGAACCAAAGGAAAUCAGAUGCUCCCUAUGAGCAUCAAGAAAAUAUAAUAUACAUAGUUUUAAUACUAUGAAUUUCUCGAUCCACAUUUUAACAUUAGUGGGAUAUUGCAAAGACAUUCCUUUUCCAGUUUUUACUAUUCCUUUAAGGGUCUCAGGGAGGGUAAACUGGUCAGCCAUAUUUAUUUAUUUUACUGAGAUGUAUUGGAAUAAUUUUUUAAGAGAGACUUUUUGAAGAUGCCCCUGAAGUUGUAUAUUUUGCACUGCUUUAUAAAUGAAUCAUAAUCAGUUAGGCUUGCAUGCAUUUUGGCCCUGAUCCAGCAAAGCCUGGAGACAAGCAUUUGCUUCUCCCCCCUAGUUUCAAAAAAGACUAUACUGGUGCUUAAAGUUAUGCACAUAUUUAAGUUCUUUGCUGGAUCUGGGAAUUUGUGCAUAAAAGCAUGAUGUCUACCAGGAAAUUUGUUUCAUAUAAAGUGAAUGGACCUUGUAGAUUAGUUGAAAAAGCUUUAACACACAGUAACCAGCUACUCAUAGGCUACUGAUUCAGUGACAUCUUUUGAUCUUUUUUUCUUUUUUGGUGUGCCUCCUUUAUAAAAUAGGAUAUUGUAAAGAGAGAGUGGAAAAUUACUUUGCAACAAGUGAACUGUAACUCUGCAUUUAGUAGAAAUUGCUAGCUAAGCAUUUGAACUUACCCGGGCCGCUUUCUUAGCUGUUGUGUUGUGGAUUUGAAGGAUAGUGUUUACUUUUACACUUAAUUUCUAGAAUUGAUGAUACCCCUAAGGCAUGUAUCUGGAAAUGGAAUUCGCUCCACGCUCUGCAUUUUCAGUUUUAACCUGCUAUCUGUAGGGAGCAUGUUUAAAAAACAAAAAACAAAAAACAAAAAAACCAACAAAAAACAAACAAAAAAACCUAACAACAACAAAAAAACACUAGUGUAGAGGAUGGACCAGAUAUGCUUGGUAUUCAGUGGCACAGAAAGCAGGUAAGUAAAGCACAGUGUUAUGUUUUCAAGUUUCAACUUUUACACACACAUGCGCGCGCGCACACACACAAACACACAGACACACACACACAGACACACACACCCUGACACACCUACACACCAACAUAGCUUGCCUGACUUGCUCAGUUUGACAUAGUCAUGCAAAGGAAAAAGGAAGAGUAGAAGCAUUUCAACACAAAGGCUAUUUCUUUUGAUUGGAACACAUUGGUUGUUUCAAAUUGGACAGAUCUAAAACCUGGCAGUAGCUUCUGUGAGUUAAUUUCCACUGAGAUGUUUUCACCUGCCUUAUCAAGAUCAUUCUCAGUCUACUUUUUUAAGCUACCAUAAACGUAAAUUAUUGAAAAUUUGUUAAUUGCUGACUAUAUAAUAACCUUUGCUUGUAUGUAACCGAAAAUGGUUUAAGAGCCAACAUUUAGAGUAUGACAAUGGAGCUGAACAGUUUUUAAUGCGCAAGCAGUUCUGUUCUUGUGUAUGACUUGUAACCUUAAUUUACUGUGUAAAGAUGGUUACAUUAUUUCCUUAGCUUUGUUUGUUGGAGACAAAUAUAGAAUGCUUGUUUAAGUAUGUCAAAACAUAAUCUUAUCUUGUGGAUUUUUAUGUUAAUGUAUUAUACGAGCUCUAUUUUUCAUUUGCCCAGAAAGACAGCUUGUAUAACGCUUUUGAAAGUUUCUCCGCUCUGUAAAGUCUUUAGAGCUGACAGUCCUGUUAGGUUUGUUUUAAUCUUCAUGCUAAAGUGUCAAUGGUGGUUUUGUGAACUGGUCAGAAAUUCACAGGUCUUAAAUGUUUUUGGGAAAUUUAUAUUGGACACUGCUCUUUGUCUAGCAAAUAAAAGAUGUUAAUAUAUUCCUGUUACUGGCAUGUGCACGACUGUUAUUAGAAGCCACUUUAUCAUUUUCCUGCUUUAAAUAGAAAUGUCUAUUUAUGAAUUCUGCUUGUAGUUUUUUCACAAAUAAAAUAGUAAAAUUUAA